Triticum turgidum subsp. durum (durum wheat) is the source of this 801-nucleotide messenger RNA. The record is from the annotation of a GenBank genome assembly. Lineage: Eukaryota; Viridiplantae; Streptophyta; Magnoliopsida; Poales; Poaceae.
AUGGCGCUCCACGCCGUCUCCCCUGCGGCGGCGGCCUCCCCGCCCUGCGCCCUCUCCUCUGCCCGUCUGCCCCAGCGCCCAGGUUGUGGUUGUCUCUCAAACCGUUCAUCCCUGUUAAGUUCGUCCACAAACUUCAUGAAAUUUCAUUCUGGAGCAGUGGGUUUCUUUGGUGUGCCUUUGGUUCUUCAACACUCGGACAAGAGAGCAGUUUUGAGGCAUGCCACUAAUGAAGAAAUUGAGGAAGAAAAGAUGAUCGUUGAAGAACAAGCUAAAGAAAAGAUGGAGAAGGCCAUUGAAACAGUUCAAUCGAACUUCAAUACCGUCAGGACUGGGCGGGCAAACCCGUCUAUGCUCGACAGGAUUGAGGUUGAGUACUAUGGAACUCCUGUAAACUUGAAGACUAUUGCACAGAUAAAUACCCCAGAUGCGACUUCUCUUCUUAUCCAACCAUAUGACAAGUCUUGCCUCAAGCUCAUUGAGAAAGCUAUAGUUGCUGCAAAUAUUGGGGUAACACCAAGCAAUGAUGGAGAAGUGAUACGAGUCACUGUCCCACCAUUGACAUCUGACCGCAGAAAGGAAAUGACAAAAACCGUAGCCAAGUUAUCUGAAGAAGGCAAGGUUGCUAUCAGAAACAUAAGACGAGAUGCAAUCAAAGCCUACGAUAAGCUAGAGAAGGAAAAGAAACUUUCUGAAGAUAAUGUGAAGGAUUUAUCAGCCGAUCUACAAAAAAUCACAGACGAGUACAUGAAAAAGGUUGAAGCCAUCCAAAAGCAGAAGGAACAGGAGCUGAGCAAGGUUUAG